Molecule: messenger RNA, 2259 nt
Organism: Moneuplotes crassus
Lineage: Eukaryota; Ciliophora; Spirotrichea; Euplotida; Euplotidae
Source: the annotation of a GenBank genome assembly
UAUAAAAUUAAAUACCAUAAAUGAGGUUAGCCUUCAACAAGGGGAAAGACAGGAUCAUUAACUCAAUGGGAAUGACUGAGCAAAUCUUAAGGCUCAUGCCUGGUAAGAACAAGAGACAUACCAUUAAGAGGCCUAUUUUGAAAGAAGUAGAGACGCCAAAGAGUGCUACUGAUACUUUUUACGAAGCAACAAAGGAGAUCCUCCCAAAGAUAGAGGAAAGUAUCGAAAGAACCCUGCUAGCCAAGUAUAUUGACACUUUUGGCAAUAGUGCUGAUAAGAAGGAAAUCUAUGAAGCUUAUAUGGUCAGGAAAGAUGAUCUCGAGAAAUUGGAAGAGAAGGCAGAAGAUUUCAUCGCAUCUCCUAGCAAUCUUGAUCCAUUUGAGCCCAUCAAGGUUAUUAGGAAGCCAUUGACCUAUGAUGAGUAUGAGGACAGGGAAAAUAUGUUCUACAGUUAUGAUGGAGAAGGAUUGAGUUACCAUACUUUUGACACUAUUGGAAAAUACACUAUUUUCCCAGAAUCCCACUGGAAGAGAAUGUUUCCCAGAGAGUCUCCUGGACAGUUUGAUCACAAUGAUUUCAACAGAAGGAAUAUCUAUGCUCUCAUGUGCACUGAGGAGAACCUGAAGUUAACUUAUGAUCUUGCCAGAAAAACUCUCCCAAAAGAUAGGAAAAUUAACUAUGAAGACUUGAUCAAGAGAAGCUCAGAUAUGAAAGAGAUCUUGAAGGAUGAAGUCAUGUUUGUACAGCUUUACCAGGACUUCUGCCUCGACCUCUUGGAUGUAAUGAAAGAGAGAGACCCUGAAGACCUUAGCAAAGUCUAUGACAGCCCUUCCAUCUUCGAUGGUGUAGUAGGCAUCUUGCUAAGAGAACUUCGUAAGAAGCCUAUCAGGAAUUUCAUUCUUUACCAGCCAACUAGAAAGAAGAUUAUGAAUGACUUCACCGACAUGUUAGAGGAGCUCUUUGAGUCAAAAGAUAUUUUCCUUAAAGAACUCAAAGAUGUGAUUGAAUUGAGACGUAUUCUUGAAAUCACUUUGACUAAGGCAGAUCUAGGAGAUUUGACUGAGUAUUCAGAGAUGAUCCAUGAUGAGAAGAAAUACAAAAUUUAUCUGCAGGGUCAUCAGAAAUAUUGCUUCCAUUUCUGGAGACCUGAAGACAUGAGAGAAUACUCCCUGCAAGGCUUUAAGGGAUUCAACACAGGUUGUUUUGUGUGGGGAAGAUCAGGGUCUGGUAAAUCUGGCACCUUGGCCUAUGCUACUGCCUGGGCUCACGAGAACAACUGGGUUGUAAUAAGCAUUCCAAGAGCAAGAAAGUUUACUGACAACAGAGUUAAAAUUGAGAGACAUAUUAACGGCCUUUAUGUCCAAGAACAACUUGCUAAGGAGCUUUUGGAGGAUCUUAGAAUUUCAAAUCUUGCUCAUUUUGAGAAAAUGCCUGUAAAUCUUAAUAUCUAUGGAAAAAUGGACAAAACUGGUGUUCACGACAACGAGCUUGCUACUUGUCAUACUGAUGAGAAUGGAAUUAAAUACUUCAGAGAGUAUGACUCAAAAAGACGAGUUUGGAAUGAUGCAUGGAAAGAGCAUCUCACUGAAUUUGAGCUGAAACAGAUCACUAAGGACACUCCAAAAAUGCUUGAGAGAAUCUCUCACUUUGUUAAAGAGCCAAAGACACUGCUAGAGAUUGCUGAUUACGGAAUUGAGCAUCCUGAACAAGCUACCUGUGCUAUUGCUGAAAUCGUUCAUCAGUUAUAUAAUACAGAUGAAGCUAAUGUGAUGGUAAUGAUUGAUGGAUACACUGAGUGGUUCAGACCAUCAGAGUAUACUUCAUUCAGAUAUGCUAACUCUGGUUACUUUAUACCACCCCAUGACAUUGCUAUCCCAAGGCUUUUCAUGAAAUUUGAUGGCCACAAGAUCAGGAAUGGGGUCAAGAUUUGCGCUGCUACUCAAGAGUCUUACUUCAACCACAAAGUUACCCCAGAAAUGAUCGAAUCUCCAAAAUGCUACAACGUAGAGAUGGGUCCAUUACACUUAAAUGAAUUCAGAAAUGCAGUGCGUUUCUUCCAGAUCGAUGGCAAGAUCUUCACAGAUAUUAAAGAAUGGAGAAUCGAGCAAAUGCAUAUGGAAAGUCAGGGAUACUGGAAAGGACUCUACGAGAGCUACUUCAAGACCAUCUCUCACUUUGAUUAUGAAAAGCGUGAGUAAUUUACUUGGAUUCCUAAAGAUGCUUUUUAUAAUAAUAAUAUUAUAAUCCAUCUUUAUUAUA